UACAAUUACUAAUUCGCUAGGUAUACUAGACAUCAAGCAAAUGGAUUAAUAAAUAAAUUUUGGUAAAUGAUUACAUUGAGUUAUGAUUUCUAAUUAAAAUAAUAAUACAAAUGGAAAACUUUUCAAGGGUUGAAAAGAUCGGUGAAGGAACAUAUGGUGUUGUUUAUAAAGCUAGAGACAGAACAACUGGGAAAGAAAUUGCAUUGAAGAAAAUUAAACUUGAAAAUGAGCCCGAAGGAGUGCCAUCGACAGCUCUACGUGAAAUCUCAGUACUGCGGGAGUUAAAGCAUCCAGCUGUUGUGCGCCUUCUUGAUGUCUUACUUGCAGAUACUAAACUGUUCCUGGUGUUUGAGUUUCUUCAUAUGGACUUAAAGAGGCUUAUGGAUCUAACAAAGGGUCCUCUUAAACUUGAACUGGUCAAGAGUUAUCUACGACAGCUGUUAGAGGGCAUAGCAUAUUGUCAUGCACACCGUGUGUUGCACCGAGAUCUCAAACCACAAAAUUUGCUAGUAGAUGCAGAGGGGCACAUAAAGUUAGCUGACUUUGGGUUAGCACGUGCAUUCGGAAUUCCCGUGCGCGCCUACACGCACGAGGUCGUCACACUGUGGUACCGAGCACCAGAAAUCUUACUUGGUGCCAAAUUUUACUCGACUGCUGUGGAUGUUUGGAGUCUAGCGUGUAUAUAUGCAGAAAUGGCCAGUGGCGCGACACUGUUCCCGGGCGACAGCGAGAUCGACCAGCUGUUCCGCGUGUUCCGCGCGCUGGGCACGCCGGGUGACGAGCUGUGGCCGGGCGCGCGCUUGCUGCCCGACUACCGCGCCGCCUUUCCGCGCUGGCCGGCGCGCGACGCUCGCUCGCUGCUGCCGCCCGCCGCGCGCGCCGACGCACCCGGUGCCGCGCUGUUCGAGGCCAUGCUGCGCUAUGAGCCCAGCGAGCGCGUGUCUGCGCGCGCGGCGCUGCUGCACCCGCACGUGGCGGGCGCGCCCCUCGUGCCGCCCGUGCUGCCCGCGUCCUCCGCGCCCUCCGCGCCCGCCGUCGACGACGACGAACUGUGACGACGAACUGUGUUGAAAACACUUUAGCUUAUUUAUUAUGCGUUUAUAUUUAGUGUGUGAAGUGAUUAUAAUAAAUAUGAAUCAAAUUAGCUUAAGAUUUUUAUCCCAAUUUUUUUAAUUGUCCUCACAGAUAACAGCUGCCCAGGUUUACCUACAAAAUAUCAUCUACAUGCGCAUGUAGCAAAAAUAUACUAUUUUUAUAUUUUUAAUACAGGUGUGUUUUAGCAAAACCAUUGAUAUGUAUACUAAAUUUGAUUAAGACACCAGAGCUAUUUAUUAUUAAUAAUAUAAAUAGGAAGUAUGUUUGUACAUGAUGUAUAAGGCAUUGGCUUGUAAUGAAUUCCUAAAAAUAUAUUUAAUAAAUAAAUUUUAAUUGA
This is a messenger RNA of Nymphalis io (European peacock), 1432 nucleotides long. It is a transcript of the gene Cdk2, whose product is annotated as cyclin-dependent kinase 2-like. Gene Ontology annotation, molecular function: ATP binding; cyclin-dependent protein serine/threonine kinase activity; cyclin binding. Gene Ontology annotation, biological process: regulation of gene expression; protein phosphorylation; G1/S transition of mitotic cell cycle. The transcript is spliced from 4 exons. The coding region runs from base 111 to 1055 and encodes 314 amino acids. The record is from RefSeq and is a predicted model, not a curated record. Gene Ontology annotation, cellular component: cyclin-dependent protein kinase holoenzyme complex; nucleus; cytoplasm. NCBI's taxonomy places the organism in Eukaryota, Metazoa, Arthropoda, Insecta, Lepidoptera, Nymphalidae.